AUGGCGGCCCAAUCGAGCGAAAACGAAUUAGAAUUUCCAUUCAAUACCAGUCGAGAAUUCGAACUGAGACUUGGAAGUAGUUUUCAUUCUAAAGGAGGACCGAAAACGGCCUUUCAUACAAUCAGAUAUGACUUCAAACCAGCCUCAGUAGACACCUCGAGACCGGCAGAGCUUGUUGUAGGUGACAAAAAUGAGGUCAAAGUCACUGUUCCUAAUGUACAGGAUUCUGGUAACACUGUUUAUCGUGGCUCAAAAAGAAGUUGUACGAAGGAAUUUAUUUUGGUGGUAGAUAAAGAAAAAAAGACAUUUACACUGGAGAGAAUUGAGUCUACUGUUCCUCAGCUCAAGAAAGUUAGGUCAUCAAAUCAGUCAAAUAAACCUGUGAAGCUUCCUGUUACUCCGUCAACUGCAACUCUCACAAAAACACAGAAAAACAAGACCAAGAAUAAAAAGAAACCAGUGGAACAAAAAACAACUAAACAGUCUGUGUCUCCUGCCAAGAAUACCAGCAUACCUGCCCCCUCUAGCUCACAGGAGGUGAAUACCAUACCAGAAGAAGUACCAGUACCAGCUGAAACAGAAUCUGGUUCUUCGUCUUCCAGUGAUAGUUCAGAUGUGGAAAAAGAUGGAAAUGAGGAUGAUGAUGAGUUUGAUGACAAAGAUGUUGAAAAACUGAACAGUCUUGUCACCAGUAUGGAUGAAAAAGAGUUUGCAACAAAGAAGGAAGGUUUUAACACACUCUGCGAAGAUCUUCAGCUGAGUGAGUCUGGGAGCGAUAGUGAUUGACAAGGCGAUUCAGCGGUGUCUAUCUAAUAGGACUCAAAGGAUAUUUAAUAUAAUUUUGACAAGAACGUGUCCGCCUUGUGGACGUCAAUCAGUGGCG
Molecule: messenger RNA, 883 nt
Organism: Pocillopora verrucosa
Lineage: Eukaryota; Metazoa; Cnidaria; Anthozoa; Scleractinia; Pocilloporidae
Product: ELL-associated factor 1-like
Biological process (GO): transcription elongation by RNA polymerase II; regulation of DNA-templated transcription
Cellular component (GO): super elongation complex
Molecular function (GO): transcription elongation factor activity
Source: RefSeq, a predicted model, not a curated record